CAUUUCAUUACCAUGCAAAUUAACGCCACAGACACGCUUAUACCUGCCCAUAUUAACUGAAGAAAUUCUUCAAUUUUCCUAACCCCCAAGCAUUGUAGCACUACAAUUUCAAUUUCCUUCAUGGAAAAGCUUCUUGUUCCAUUUCUUCCUUUCGUUUUCUCAACUCUAUUCACACUAAUAAUCCCUUCUGCGAGUGGAUUAUCUUUCAACUUCACCAGCUUCAUUGUUGGCGCCGAUCAAAACAUCUCAUACGAGGAAGCAUAUCCUGCAGAUGGAGCCAUUCAGCUCACCAAAAAUCUAAGAAAUGCUAAUAUGACUUCAAGUUCCGGUCGAGCCACGUAUUACAAACCGAUGCAGCUUUGGGACAAGGCCUCGGGGAAUCUUACAGACUUCACUACCCAUUUCUCUUUUUCCAUCGAUUCGCGAGGUCAGCGUGCAUACGGAGAUGGAUUGGCUUUCUUUCUUGCGCCGGAAGGAUCAAAGCUUCCGCUUAAUCUCUCUGAGGGUGCAGGUCUAGGUCUUACAAGGCGUGAUCAGCUACUAAACACAACGGCUAAUCAUUUUGUUGCUGUGGAGUUCGAUAUCUACUCAAAUUAUUUUGAUCCACCAGGCGAGCAUGUAGGUAUUGACAUCAACUCUAUGCAAUCUGUAAAUAAUAUUACUUGGCUUUGUGAUAUUAGUGGAGGGAGAAUAACUGAAGCUUGGAUUAGUUAUAAUUCAAGUACACAUAAUCUGAGUGUCGCCUUCACUGGUUAUAGAAAUAACACUGUAGAACUGCAAUUCCUUAGUCAAAUAGUUAGUUUGAGGGAUUACCUACCAGAAAGAGUUAGUUUUGGCUUUUCGGCUUCAACAGGAAGUGCAUCUGCCCUGCAUACCCUUUACUCGUGGGAUUUUAGUUCAAGCUUAGAAAUUGAUGAUAAUGUUACCCAUCCAAUAGAUCCAGCUACCAAUCCACUAGAUCGGAAAAAGAACAGGACAGGACUGGCAGUUGGAUUGGGUGUUGGAGGUGGUGCUAUAGUUGUUGGGGCCGCUUUGGUUGGGAUUGUUAUUAAGUUUAUGCGUGGGCACAAAGAAGAUGAAGGAGAUGGUCAUGUCCUUGAACAGUACAUGGAUGAUGAAUUUGAAAGGGGAACAGGACCAAAGAAGUUCUCUUACCAAGAAUUGGCUCGAGCUACAAAUAACUUCAAGGAUGAAGAGAAGCUAGGUGAGGGUGGGUUCGGUGGUGUCUAUAAAGGUUUUUUGAAGGAGAUUGAUUCAUUCGUUGCAGUGAAGAGAGUAUCAAGAGGUUCUAAACAAGGGAUUAAAGAAUAUGCAGCAGAGGUAAAGAUC
Messenger RNA from Populus euphratica (Euphrates poplar), 1329 nucleotides. Its product is annotated as galactose-binding lectin-like. Gene Ontology annotation, biological process: protein phosphorylation. The annotation marks the transcript as partial. Lineage: Eukaryota; Viridiplantae; Streptophyta; Magnoliopsida; Malpighiales; Salicaceae. Gene Ontology annotation, molecular function: ATP binding; protein kinase activity; carbohydrate binding. The transcript has 2 exons. The record is from RefSeq and is a predicted model, not a curated record.